This is a messenger RNA of Lates calcarifer (barramundi perch), 2036 nucleotides long. RefSeq names its product SAM domain, SH3 domain and nuclear localisation signals 1b (gene samsn1b). The record is from RefSeq and is a predicted model, not a curated record. Lineage: Eukaryota; Metazoa; Chordata; Actinopteri; Centropomidae. Gene Ontology annotation, molecular function: protein binding.
GCAUAUAUGAACCAGCCUACAGCCAAACAUUCAGGGACGUCUUACCCAAGUACCAGUGCAGCCCUGGUCUCCUGAGGUGUCAGCCUGAGUGGGGUGGCUCAGAUCCAUCCAUCAGUUCUCACCAACCCCAGAAUGCAAUCAAAUUAAAAUGGAACAAUAGAAGGUCAUGUGUGCCACAAUCACAGUUGGACAAUGAGACAUUAGAAAAAGACAUUAAUCAUGCCUGCUGGAUGUCAUCUGCUGACAAUAAGGACUUAUCUCAUCGAAAGAAAGUCCCAAACAGAGAGACACAUAAGGCUCCCAGUCAGAGCAACAUGCUGACAGGAGGUGACAGAGUGAAGGAGGUGAACUCAAACAGGACACAGACAGAUCUACCAGCUCAGGGCAGUGAAACUGCAGCUGACACAGCAGAAUCAAUACACACCAAAAGAAGAAUAAAGAAGUUACAGAGUCUGGUGCAAGCAAAGAAGGGACAUCAGAGUGGAGCUGGAAAAGGGAAGAACACAUCUGAGAAUAAUGAUCAUUUGGCAGAUGUGCUGAGUAACAACAAUCCAGUGCUAACCUGUAUUGGCCUGGGGAGGAAAACACAGAGGUCCCCUAAAACUGUUCCAUCACCACAACAGCAACAGGCCAAAGACCAUGAAUAUUCAGAAGAGGAAGGACUUUGGAGCCAUGGAGUUGGCAAUCAUCCGUGGAGCCCAUUUGAGUGUUCACAACCCUGGGCUCCCUUCUACCACACCUGUCACCAACCUCGACAUGACCUAUGGGUCUGCGGCGGCACCCUGUCACUGCCUCGGACCACAGAGUGGGAUCGUUUCGAGAGUUUGAUACAAGAACUGGACAACAAACAGUCUAAUCUAGCUCGCCCUCAAAUGAUCCGCUCCAUCACGGAUCUGCACCUCUCACAAAACAUGCCAAAGCAGGAUCCAGCCAAAUCCAGGCUGCAGGCAAAGCAAAUGGAGGCCUCAUCGCAGAGUGACAGGGACUACGUCAAGGCCUCACCAGAGAGAGCUCUGACAGGCGUCAUCAAUGGAGACAUGCAGAAAAAUGAAGCAGCAAAGGAGGAGACUGGUGGUGGGCAACCAUUUACAAAGGGAUACAGGCGGUCCAAUAACUCUUUGGAAAGCCUCUACAGCCUCAACAGUGGACGAAGCUCCUCAAGUGGAGUCACCAGUGGGUCUACCUGCUCCAGCAACAGAGGCAGUCUGAGGCUGGAGGAAGAUCUGUCGUACACCAGACAGUUCUGUGACAGAGCUAGAGUCCAUACAGAUUAUGUGCCAAGUCCAUAUGACACAGAAUCCCUUAAACUCAAGGUGGGAGAUGUGAUUGACAUCAUAGCUAAGCCCCCCAUGGGAAUAUGGACAGGGAGACUGAAUGGCAGAGUUGGAAACUUCAAGUUCAUUUAUGUAGAUGUACUAACAGAGGAGAGCCCUGAGACACAUGAGGAAAGACACACCCACAAAGUUAGACAAAAAUCAACUGUCCAUGAAGUGCUGAAGCAUCUCAGUUUGGAGGAGUAUUCCUCGUCUUUGCAGCAGAACGGUUACCAAACAGUAGAUGACUUGAUGCAACUGAGGGAGCAUCACCUGAUAGAGCUGAAUGUGACUGAUCCAGAGCACAGGCAUCGCCUGCUCACUGCUGUCAACUCCCUGCAGCAACUGUGCUCUGAUAGUCAGUUGGAGAAUGAGGCCAAUCAGGAGGCCGAUACCCCCGGUAAGAACAUGAAGUCAGACAUGAACAACUGCUCAAGAGACUCCGGCUGCCCUGACAAUGGCUCAGAGGAUGCAGACCUUCACUUUUACUCUGAACAGCCUGUAAUGACAGCUUCAUGAGUUUUAUUCCUCAUUGUGCUGUUGAGUUGACAUGUGAAUCAAAAGCUGUUUUUUAUUUUCUGCAAGUGUAAUUUCUACUCAUGUACAAUAAAAUGUCCAUGUUCAGCCUUUCCCACUGCUAAUCCUUCAACUCCAAACUGGAUAUGCAUCUGUAAAUUGUAAGAUAUAUGUUCAUAUGUUUCCUGUAAUAAAAUAUUUUAUGAA